GAGCACUAAAACACUAUCUUCUUAAAAUUAGCUCAUUCUUGUGUUUGCUUUCAGCCUGACUGACUCAGGGAUAGCGCGUUCGCAAGGGAACAGUAUGACCAGAAUUUCCCCUUUGGCAAUACCUGCUGAUUGGGUCCUAAAAGCAAGCUGCUUUUAACUUUUUAUAUUUGGCUCCCUUCUGCCAUGACUAGUCGCAAAAGAUUGUUUCUCUAGCCUAUCAUUAUUUUUAGGACAAGGUGAGAAAUAUUGGUCAGCAGCACAGAUUGUUUAGUUUUUUUUUCUAAUUGAAAAACGGAGUGCGCGCGUAUGAACGCGCGUGUAUGUGGUGAAGAUGUUUUGCGAAAGUUUUUUAAGGAUGAUAUACCAUGGAUGUUUCCUGUUUCUUUGUGGGUUUACGCAUGCCAUACCAAGUUAUCCUAUCUGGUGGUCCCUAGCGGUGGGCCACCAGUACUCGUCCCUGGGCUCCCAGCCCAUCCUGUGUGGCUCCAUCCCUGGCUUGGUGCCCAAACAGCUGCGAUUCUGCCGAAACUACGUGGAGAUCAUGCCCAGUGUGGCCGAGGGGGUGAAGAUCGGCAUCCAGGAGUGCCAGCACCAAUUCAGGGGCCGCCGCUGGAACUGUACCACCAUCAACGACAAGGCCAUCUUUGGACCAGUGCUUGACAAAGCCACGCGGGAGUCAGCAUUCGUUCAUGCCAUUGCCUCAGCGGGGGUGGCGUUCGCGGUGACGCGGUCCUGCGCCGAGGGCUCAGCCACCAUCUGUGGUUGUGACACACGCCACAAGGGCCCACCUGGCGAGGGCUGGAAGUGGGGUGGAUGCAGCGAGGAUGUGGAUUUCGGCAGCAUGGUGUCCCGGGAGUUUGCAGACGCCCGUGAGAACCGGCCCGAUGCGCGCUCCGCCAUGAACCGCCAAAACAACGAGGCGGGACGAACGUCGCUGAACGACAACAUGUUCCUGAAGUGUAAGUGCCACGGCCUGUCAGGCAGCUGUGAGGUGAAGACGUGCUGGUGGUCCCAGCCUGACUUCAGAGUGAUUGGAGACUACAUGAAGGACAAGUACGACAGCGCAUCAGAGAUGGUGGUGGAGAAGCACAAGGAGUCCCGCGGCUGGGUGGAGACUUUGAGACCCAAGUUCACCUUCUUCAAACCGCCCACGGAGCGAGACCUGGUCUACUACGAGAGCUCCCCCAACUUCUGCGAGCCCAACCCAGAGACAGGCUCUUUCGGGACGCGCGACCGUGCCUGUAACCUGACAUCACACGGCAUCGACGGCUGCGACCUGCUGUGCUGCGGCCGGGGACACAACACCCGGACGGAGAAACGGAAGGAGAAGUGCCACUGCAUCUUCCACUGGUGCUGCUACGUCAGCUGCCAAGAGUGUGUUCGAGUCUACGAUGUUCACACCUGCAAAUAGAUAGGGCCUUUGGAACUACUCUUUCUGCACCUCACCAAAUGUUUUUUUUUAAAUACUUCAACGUAUAAAAGAAGAAGCUACCGUACGAGCCAGGCUCAGAGAACUUGAGAGGCUUUGAUUGGACUUUGAUCAAGCAUUAGUUGACUUGUCUGUGGAUUCAGCUACAGUACAGUCACCUAAUAGGCAAUCAAGAUGGCGGCCUGUCAUGUGAUGCUGUGGUGUCAGCCGCUCUUAGAAUGCUGAGGUAGUUCUAGAAUACAGAGGUGGACUCAUGGAGGCUCCAUUCAGAAAAUCAACAUGGUUAUGUUGAUGAUGAUGUUGAUGAACACCAUCUCAUCGAUAGAGGCAAAAGAGGAGACCAUUACAGAGUGAACUAAGAGUAGCCAAGGAGUGACUUUCAGUGACUUCCAGAAAGGUGUUUCAAGGCCUUGGUUUCCUUCCUUACACAACAAAAGAAAACUGUAGGUUGUAUAUGGCUAUUUAAACUGUACUGUUGACAAGCACCAUGUUGGUGAAAAGUCUGUAUACUCUGUGUAGACUCCUUCAUGUAGAACAGCACUGUCUAAACUUUUAGGACACCAUACAAUCUAUUUUUCUAAAUAUUAAGUGGCACUCUGCUCUGCUUAUGAGUUUUAUAUAUCUACAAAAAAAGAACAGCAUUUCUGAGCUAUGUUCACAACUUUGUAUGACCAUGGUGCACUCAAAAGCACACAUUCUACUCGACAUUUGCAGUAUGUAAGUGGUUACUAACUUUUCAACUGUUUUAUGAUAAAUAUAGUGUUAACAUGUUACUAAUGUUGGGAUUAGAAUGCACUUGCACCUAAGUGAAUGUAGUUUUUACAUUUCUGUGUUCAUGUAUUCUCAAAUCCUCUGUCUUUUUUUAGUCUGUGGUAUGAAGUAGGAUUAUUCUGAUCUCAAAAAGCACAUGAGCACAAAUCAACCAAAUCAAACAGGUUUGAAAAUAAUUUAUGUUUAUCCCUAUACAAUCUUCUAUCAAUUUCUCGUCGGGAACCCUGCUACAACUGCAAGCUCUUUGAAGAAAGUUGCCAAGAGUUGGCCAUAGAACGAUAGAUGAUGAAAACAAAGUUCAGCCCAAAGACAAAUUACUUUCUGCUGGUGGAGGAUGAGGUGGUCAGAGAGUCUAACGUGAGUUUGAAAGUUCAGCACUUGUGUCUAGUUGAAGAGAAUAAAGCUUGUUCUACUCAUUUUUAUCAGUGUUAGUAACCGUUCAGCAGAACACGGUAUGUGUAUCACCACGUGUCCCGGUGCAGACAAACCCAUGCUAUUUAGUGUUUGAAAAUGAAAGUAUGUGAAAGAGACUUGUCCACGAGUAUAAUUCUGUUUUCGUUAUGCCCAUGAAUGCAUGUAUGCAAUCUUACUGUUUCCUAUCUGUAAGCUAUUGCUAACUGUAAUCUGAAAUGCUUCUCAGAGUAUACUUUGUACAGUAUGUUAUGAACAGCAAUCUGAUGUCAAGUGGUAACCCAGCUGUAGUUGCGGUAAAACGAUGACCAAAACCUGUGUAUCUGAUUCUGAUUCCUGGCUUAUAGAUGUAGGAUCUUAAUUUGAUCACCCUGUUUCAGGAGAACCUUCCUGCAAUACAGGAC
Molecule: messenger RNA, 3015 nt
Organism: Salvelinus sp. IW2-2015
Lineage: Eukaryota; Metazoa; Chordata; Actinopteri; Salmoniformes; Salmonidae
Gene: wnt3a
Product: wingless-type MMTV integration site family, member 3A
Biological process (GO): cell fate commitment; canonical Wnt signaling pathway; multicellular organism development
Cellular component (GO): extracellular region
Molecular function (GO): cytokine activity; frizzled binding
Source: RefSeq, a predicted model, not a curated record